AUGAGCAAUUUGACAAAUCAAGGUGCUGAUGAUUUGACAGAUUAUGAUCUUUUGUUAUACUUUAGAAAUAAAUGGAAUGACUGGAAGUUCUCCGCAAAAAUCGAUUGUUUAAAAGUUAAAGAUGCCACAGUCGUUCUUGGUUCUGUCUCACUUCCAGAGUUUGGAACUUACUUGGAAUCUCAAUAUCCUGCUAGUAUUCUUGUUUCAGAAGAGAAAUAG
Molecule: messenger RNA, 219 nt
Organism: Heterostelium album PN500
Lineage: Eukaryota; Evosea; Eumycetozoa; Acytosteliales; Acytosteliaceae
Exons: 3
Coding region: 1-219 (72 amino acids)
Source: RefSeq, a predicted model, not a curated record